AUGCGGGAGCAUAAUUCGUUCGCGAACCUCAAGAAAUGCAUAUUUGCAGCGAACGAGAUACCACUUUUUGGCUGCAUCGUGGGUAAAAACGAUGUACGCCCUGAUCUGGAAAAGAUUAAGGCUAUUAGCAACUGGCCCGUGCCAGUCGACGUCAAGGUACUUCGGAAGUUCCUUGGCUCAGCGGCGUACUUGCACAAGUACUCGCGCAACUAUGCUGAAUUGACCGUACAUAUCUCUCGUCGGUAA
This is a messenger RNA of Peronospora matthiolae, 246 nucleotides long. Lineage: Eukaryota; Oomycota; Peronosporomycetes; Peronosporales; Peronosporaceae. The record is from the annotation of a GenBank genome assembly.